Drosophila arizonae is the source of this 991-nucleotide messenger RNA. RefSeq names its product Cleavage and polyadenylation specificity factor subunit 4 (gene Clp). The record is from RefSeq and is a predicted model, not a curated record. Gene Ontology annotation, molecular function: RNA binding; zinc ion binding. Lineage: Eukaryota; Metazoa; Arthropoda; Insecta; Diptera; Drosophilidae.
AAAAAAAAAAAAAAAGAUCCCAAAACAACGCGCUCUUUUACUUUAUUGUUUUAUGAGAAAAGUACCGCAAUAACAUGGAUAUACUUUUGGCCAACGUAAACAGCCUGCAGUUCAAGGCAGAGCGCGAUCUCAUCGAACAGGUGGGAGCCAUACCACUGCCGUUCUAUGGCAUGGACAAGUCCAUUGCCGCCGUCUGCAAUUUCAUCACAAAAAAUGGCCAGGAAUGCGACAAAGGCAGCGCCUGCCCUUUCCGGCACAUUCGCGGCGAUCGCACCAUCGUCUGCAAGCACUGGCUGCGUGGCUUGUGUAAAAAGGGCGACCAGUGCGAAUUUCUGCACGAGUACGACAUGACGAAAAUGCCAGAGUGUUAUUUCUAUUCACGCUUCAAUGCCUGCCACAACAAAGAGUGCCCGUUCCUGCACAUCGAUCCACAGAGCAAGGUAAAGGACUGUCCAUGGUACAAGCGUGGUUUUUGCCGACAUGGGCCGCACUGUCGACAUCAGCAUCUGCGACGUGUGCUAUGUAUGAACUACUUGGCCGGCUUCUGUCCUGAGGGACCCAACUGCAAACACAUGCAUCCACGAUUCGAGCUGCCGCCCCUCGCCGAUCUCAGCAAGGAUCAGACGCACAAAAAACUACCCACGUGCCACUACUGCGGCGAGCUCGGCCACAAAGCGAACUCGUGCAAACAGUAUGUGGGCAGCCUGGAGCAUCGCAAUAACAUCAAUGCCAUGGACCACAGUGGGGAGAAUAAUGAUGAUGGUGCUCCGAAUCAUCCGCCGCCGCCAUUUAUCAAAGUGCCCACACCUCUAGAGGAGAUCACCUGCUACAAAUGUGGACACAAGGGCCACUAUGCCAACAAGUGCCCCAAGGGUCAUCUGGCCUUCCUAUCGAAUCAACAUAGUCAUAAAUAGUUGUAAGCCCUGCAUACCCUUUUGUACAUCUAAGAAAUCAGUUAAUAGUACAGAUUAAAUCUUCCGUCAAACCAUCA